Molecule: messenger RNA, 2385 nt
Organism: Penicillium diatomitis
Lineage: Eukaryota; Fungi; Ascomycota; Eurotiomycetes; Eurotiales; Aspergillaceae
Product: F-box protein
Exons: 1
Coding region: 1-2385 (794 amino acids)
Molecular function (GO): protein binding
Source: RefSeq, a predicted model, not a curated record
AUGGAGCCUGUCCAACCGUUUCUCAUUUAUGCUGAGCACCUGGAAGAUCUUCGACGUUGUGUCGAAAUGCCGUCUCUGAGAUACCCAAGUGACAGUGGAUCGGGGCAAUUGAGGAACUUUGGAUCGAACAAGACCUUUAGUGCACAUGGAACUAUCGUCACUGCUGCUGCGACGCUCGACAAAUGUUUGAUAAGCCAGCUGUCCUGUGCACAAAUUCCGGACCAUGGCCUUGUGAAUUCCGCUCGAGAUAGGAGGGCAUCGAAUCACUCUCAUAUUUCAAAAUCUUCCCCGGCUAAUACUGCGCCAGUGGAAAUUCUCCAUCAAAUUUUCUUUAUGCUUUCGCCUCACGAUUUUGACAAUGCUCGGCGUACCUGUUCACAGUGGAUGACGGCGAGUCUCAACCGCAGGUUGUUGGAGAACAUGCUCAAAGACGCCGGCUGGUGGGAUGCAUUUUUGCGUGACGUGAGAGACCCUCGCGAGGGUUGUCUCUCAGCAUACCACGAGAGCCAUGUUUGGAAAAUGAGCAGACGCCUUGCGACCGAAUGUCUGUUGUCAGGGCAAAGGACAGCUGUGAGCAGAUCGCGGUUUCAUAGAUCUGCGGUCAUCGAUUUCUCGAAUCUCCCCCGGGGCAGCUUCAAGACACGAAGAAUUAGUCCUAGGCAUGUCAUUUCAAGUGAUAUCGCGAGAAGCCAUCUCGAUGCACGUUCGACUUUCAAGGUGGGCAACUGCAACAAUCAUGUCCUGGUGACAGCUGGUUGCACUAUCUACUUAUAUCGUCUGCUGCACGGGCGAAAAGGCCUCUCUCUAUCGCCCAAAACGAAGUCCCAAGAUCUUGAGCUAAUAUCACGAAUUGAAUGCCCCAGUGAGGUUCUCCUGGCUACCAUGGACACGAGACCUUCCCAUAUUGCUGUAGCUGCGCUGUUACAAAACCGAUGUUCCAUGAUCUGCACCGUGGACUCUUCUGCUGGAUCAGAAGCAACGAACCACCGCGAAUGUAAGCCCGCCGAGCGACGACAAGCACACUCAGCGACCCGAUUUUUCAGCAACCUCUGUUCUGAGGAUCAUCCACCACGCACUGUCGCACUGCUGCCCGGCCGGCAGUGUGUCGCCUUUGGCUGUGCAGGAGGCGUCGAAAUACACUGGCUCGACGAGAAGACAGGCGGGACUCAAUGCAGACGACUCCCCAUGUCGCAACCGUCUGAGAUUCUGCAUUUCCUUCCAAGCUCCAAUGAUGAUCCUGCGGAGUUUCGACUCAUCUCAUCCCUGGCUGGUCCGGGUCCUCAUGAGUGCAGUUGCCGCCAAUCACCCGUGCCCGACCAUUCGCAAACAUGUCCCUUUCGCAUUCUGUCCAACAAGAAUCUCCUCGGUGGCCGCACUCAAUACAGCACGUCAUCUCUGAGCCUGGUCCGGGCCACUCACUGCCAUAAUUACCGUACCGUGCCCAUCAACGAUGGACUACAUAUGAUCUUCGUGGAUCCUCGUACAGGAAAUUUAUCCAUUGGAUCAAAUUCGCCUAUCGGUGGUCCGGCGAGUUUAACACGAGGAUUUGUGUGUGUCCCUCCCUUGACAAAUGAUCCCAAUAACAAUGUGAAGGAAGGCAUUUCGCCCGCAGCAUUCGCUGUCGGCUCAGAUCUGGACUGGGGUCUCCGUGUUGUCGCCGCAUAUCAAGAUCGCCUGAUCUUGUAUUCGAUUCCAGCCGAUAUAUACAAUGUCAUUCGAAAGGAGCGUGAGCGUCAGAACGGAGACUUCAUGGGAGACGGUGUGAUCCCGCAUAGCUGGCUGACCGACUCUGAGAGAAUACACAAGCAUUGCGACAACCUUGUCCGCGACCAGAACUGCGAUUUGGAGGUUGCCUUAAGCGUCAGCUAUCCGUCAACAUCGAUGGUAUGGCCGUUUAAAGUCUACGGCAAGGAAAUCGGUCGCGUUGACGAUGUGGUCGAAGUCGCUUUGCAAACUUCGAACGGAGGCGCCCGAGCCUGGGCCUUUGCUGCGUCCGGACAGGCGCAUGUAUUCGAUAUUGAUACGGUCUCUACCACAGCGAAGCUUAUGUCUCGAGCGCCGGUCAGUACGUGCGUGGUCAACUCCAAAGGCGAAAUCGUGCCCUCUGCUGUGCAGGCUUGUGCCCCUUCUGGGACCCAGACGCAACCACAACUAAAGACUCGUAAACGGAAACGCACAGAGCCGCAUAACACUUGGACCGGUCAAUCCGCAAAAGCUCGCUUUGCUUCUGGGGCGACCUUGACAAGCGCAGGAACCGCAGACCACCCGUCUCCGGCCUCGAUGCAUCCUCAAGAUACGUCCACGAAACGAUCCUCGUUCGCGGCAUGCAUUUUUGAUUUCAAGAUUCCGGAUCUGAGUCUCAGUGAUGGUGUAUGGGUUGUAUGA